This is a messenger RNA of Drosophila obscura, 1577 nucleotides long. Its product is annotated as beta-1,4-glucuronyltransferase 1. The record is from RefSeq and is a predicted model, not a curated record. The transcript is spliced from 4 exons. Lineage: Eukaryota; Metazoa; Arthropoda; Insecta; Diptera; Drosophilidae. Gene Ontology annotation, molecular function: glucuronosyltransferase activity. Bases 343 to 1479 code for a protein of 378 amino acids.
AUAGUGACGUUAGUGCAAUCGAUAGUUCUCCACCUUAAUACACAGCAAAUGUUUUUUUUUCUCCACCAACAUUUAAUUUAAACAAAUUAAAGAACUAUGUGCCACAUAUCAAAUUGGAUAAAAAUUGCACUGGCGGUUUUGUUGAUAAACAUAUUCUGGCUGUUUAAGGUGUAUCCUCCAGCAGGAGAUGCAUCAACGAACUGCAAGACAGCAGAGCACGCCGCUCCAACGGCUCGAAGUCGCAUCGCGGUGGACUGCCCCUAGCAUCCAGAUAUUGCCUUUUCGUUGAUACAGCCGCUCACAGGACUGGACAGCUCGCUCACUGCGAACAACACGGCCGCGAUGGCAUUCGACAAUGUUGAUCUGAGGUAUGGUCGGUGGGAUAGCCAGCAUUUGUACAAGAUCAAGGACUUUGCUCUCCUGGGCGAACAGUACACGGAGUCCUCCUCAGAGUCAUCCUUGGUCUGUCUCGCCACUCAAACUUCGGUCGAGCGGUUGAAUUCCCUGCCCCAGGUUGCGGCCAACUGGCACGGACCGAUGUCGGUGGCCGUCUUCUGUGCUAGUCACGAGGAAUUUGUUGUCCUGCAAUACUUUGUGACAUAUAUGCGGCUGUGUUUCCCAAACAUAAGGGAGAACGCCACAUUCCACUUGUUGACUCCACCCGACUACGAAAAGCUGCCCCGACUCGUAUCCAUUUCGUUCAAUAUGCGGGGAAAAUUCGACUGCCAGUAUCCAGAUAGAACGCUGAAGGCUUUGCUGAAACUCCGGAGUCUGAAAAGCUUGCAGUGGCGACAAAGGAAUCCCUAUCCUCAGAAUCACAUGAGAAACUUAGCCCGCAAAGGCUGCCAGACAAAGUACACCUUUCUCACCGACAUCGACAUAGUGCCCAGCACGAACAGUGUUCCUCUGCUCAACCAGUUCUUGAAAACCGCCAAUUGCUCAAAAAACUGCGCAUACGUAAUACCUACUUUCGAGAUAGACGUCCGAGCCUCAUUUCCCCGCUCAAAGUAUGGCCUACAGAGGUUACUGAAAAAGGGCCUGGCGAGACCAUUUCACGAAAAAGUCUUCAUCUACAACCAGUACGCGACAAACUUUACCAAAUGGUUAUCGUCAACUACAAAUGAUACGGAGGUCUCCAUAAGCCACAUCGUUACAAACUUUGAAUUUUUAUAUGAACCAUUUUAUAUAGCAAUCGACAGUGCGCCGGCACAUGAUGAACGAUUCACAGGCUAUGGGUUCACCAGGAAUUCCCAGGUGUAUGAAAUGCAUAUUGCUGGAUAUCAGUUCUAUGUAUUGACGCCUGUUUUUACUGGCCAUUGGGGCCUUCAGAGGAAGCAGGCGAGACCUGCCUGGCGAGAGCAGCAGAACAAUGUGAAUCGCAGGAAAUUCGAUGUUUUUAAAAGCGAAAUAUUUUUGCGGUACAAAAAUGAUCCACGCCUGUUGCUACAGUCUAAGAAGAAUCAAAUCCUAAUCAAAUAAAUUAGUUGAAAAUUUUGAAGCUCAGAAAUGUUCUACAUCGAAGGGGUCGGACAGACAAUUUCUAAUUAAUGGAACGUAAACUAAACUACCAAUAAAAG